AUGACGAGACUAAUACUUUCCACCUCAAAUAUUAUGAUCGGGGGUCCUUCCAUCAUCCGAAAACCCGGCGCAGAUGGAUCAAAUCUCGAACUCACAAAUUCCCUUCGAAGCAAUUUCGUCGCUGCGCAACAAGAUUAUUCACCCACUUCCUCAUAUGCAAAUGGAGUCAAUGGACACGAGGAAUCCGAUGAAGAAAAUGGCGCUUCAAGUCGACCUCCAGUUUCUAUUUGGACAACAAGACAAGACAAUGACUUUUACAUUCCCACCAUAGACUGGUCUUUAUCUGGACUUGCAGAAGAGCCCGAAAAUUACGAAAUCACUGUUAAAUUAUUCUACUUGGCAAGCGCCAAUGUAGAAUCCAGAUCAAAAUACACAAAAGAUGCUCUAAAUUUGGUAAUGAAAGAACUGGGUGUCAAUUCAAUUGAUCUCCUAAUUGUUUCAUUUCCCGGAAUGUCCUUCGACGGCGAUUGUGAAUGGGAAGCAGACAAAAAGAAUUCGGAACAAGGCAAUGAAGCCGAUGAACUUGCGACCUGGCCUAUAUUGGAAGACUUAUAUGAGCAAGGAAUUGUGAAGAAAUUAGGUCUGGCGGAAUUCGGCAGCGCAAAACUUGCUAAAUUUUUGGCGAACGUCAGAGUACGACCGCAAGUCGAUCAGAUAAAUGUUAAAAAUUGUUGCAGAGUUCCACAGCCUUUGCUCAAGAUCGCCAAACAAGAGAACAUCGAACUUUUCACUCACAAUGAUUGCACCAAUAUAUUACCUAGUGGAACUUUGCGAGAGCUAUUGGGACAAGGAAUAAAUGGUGCUGGUGUGUUAUCGGAAUCUAAGAGGGGGAUUGAUGGUAUGAAAGGUGAUUUGAAACCGGAAUGGGUGGUCAAAUAUACCGCUAUUGUCCGGGAUCGUGGCGUGAUAGAAAAUAAGGGAUAUUUCGCUUCAGCGGAAUUGAGGGAAUGA
Molecule: messenger RNA, 951 nt
Organism: Sclerotinia sclerotiorum 1980 UF-70
Lineage: Eukaryota; Fungi; Ascomycota; Leotiomycetes; Helotiales; Sclerotiniaceae
Exons: 2
Coding region: 1-951 (316 amino acids)
Biological process (GO): glutathione biosynthetic process
Cellular component (GO): glutamate-cysteine ligase complex
Molecular function (GO): glutamate-cysteine ligase catalytic subunit binding; enzyme regulator activity
Source: RefSeq, a predicted model, not a curated record